UAAAUCUUUUAGGGUUCAUUUAAAACUUUAAAGCUUGUUUAAAGCCUGCUUUUUCUUCCAUUCCAUUUCCACACGUGUGUAAUGAAAACAACAGUUUUGUGGAAUUGAAUGGAAAUUUUUGUAAGAAUUAUAAAACCAGUUUUCUAUAAAAAAUUUACAGAAAAAUCAAAAAAACAUUUUAGGAAUUAUUCUUUAAGUAAAAUCACAAAAAGUCAGACGUAAAAAUGAAAAAGUUUCUAAUUUUAUUAAGUAUUUUAAUUUCAACGACAAUUGUAAUUGGAAGUGAGAAAGCAGACGAUUUAUUAAGUGAUAAGAUGCAAUAUCCAGAAGAAUUAGAUAAAGUAAAUGAAGAUGAGAAGCAGCUGGUGAAAAGACAAGCUUACAGACGACCAACUGUAAUAUUUGAUCUUUUUUCGUCAUUCCUACAACAGCCAAGUUACAACUAUCAACAAAAUUAUAACCAGCAGCGUCAGUUUUACAGACCGCAACAAACAUUUCUUCAAAGUCCUCAAUUCGGUGGACAUCAAACAAAUAAUUAUAAUCAGCAAAGACCACAAUACAACAAUUAUCAACAAAAUCAAUAUCAGCCAUUCAAUUUUAUCGACCAUCUUAACAAAUUGCCUCGUAAUUCGGAAACAUUUGGAUAUUAUCUAGACCCUUAUCAUGGAAGAAGACUGCCUGAAAAUGAAAGACAUUUGUGGGGACCGUCAGAAUCAUACCGUGAAUCAUUAAGAGGAAGAAGAGCCAUUUUCUACUACCGAGGAUAUCAACAUUUUGUAUCAAAAAUUGCAUUCAAUCCACAUAGAGGUGUCAAAAUGUAUGUUGUGAAUGUUGGAAAUAUUCCUGGAAUCUAAAGAACUUAACUUAACAAUUAUGAAUCUAUUGACCAUUGAUUCUAGAGUUUAAUCCAUUUUAUGGUAUUUUAUGUUUUUUUGAGUGAUGACUGAGUCAUGUUUUCUAAAUUGAUUCUAUCCAGGCUCGGAAACUAGGAGGUUUGCCGCCAAAUACCCCAAACUUCCAUACAAAUACCUUUAAAUACACCCAAAUACCUCAAAUUCCACGUCUUCAUAUGAAAUACCGUUAAAUCUCGCCUUUAAAAAUCCCACCUAGUUUCCCAGCCUGGGUUUCUAUAAUCUACGAAGUUUCCAAAUCAAAUGACUCAAAUAGAACCCUAAGAAUUCCAAUUUCAGAGACAAAAAGUAAAUAAAAGUAAGCGCCAAAAGCGUUAUUUCCAAAGAUUUUGCUUUGUUCUUGUAAUAA
Chironomus riparius is the source of this 1260-nucleotide messenger RNA. The record is from the annotation of a GenBank genome assembly. Lineage: Eukaryota; Metazoa; Arthropoda; Insecta; Diptera; Chironomidae.